Messenger RNA from Zingiber officinale, 652 nucleotides. RefSeq names its product F-box protein FBW2-like. The record is from RefSeq and is a predicted model, not a curated record. The coding region runs from base 59 to 652 and encodes 197 amino acids. NCBI's taxonomy places the organism in Eukaryota, Viridiplantae, Streptophyta, Magnoliopsida, Zingiberales, Zingiberaceae. The transcript has 4 exons. Gene Ontology annotation, molecular function: protein binding.
GUUGAUAUGGUUGCUCGAACAGGAAUGUAGGUUGAUUCCUCUCGGCGGCGGCGACGACAUGGCUGAAGGGAGUGAUGCGAGGGCGUGGGAGGAGCUGAUCCCCGAUGCCCUGGGCCUCAUCUUCCGCAACCUCCCUCUCCAAGAGAUCCUCACCGUUAUUCCUAGGGUCUGCAAAUCGUGGUCGCGGGUAGUGUUGGGCCCCUACUGCUGGCAGGAAAUCGACAUCGACGAGUGGAGCCAGCACUGCAAGCCAGAGCAACUCGAUAAAAUGCUUCACAUGCUCAUAGAUCGCAGCUGUGGCUCCUUCCGCAGGCUCAGUGUUUCGGGCCUCCAUACCGAGUCCAUGUUCACCUUAAUUGCAGACCAUGCUGGUUCCCUUCAGAGGUUGGAGCUUCCAAGAAGUGAAAUGAACGAUGCCAUUGUCAAACUUGUUGCACCAAGAUUGUGCAAUUUGACUUACUUGGAUGUCAGCUACUGCUCAAAGAUAGGUGCUUGUGCGAUCGAAGCAAAUAUGAGCGGACAACAGGAGAACGUUGCAGCUCCAAAGUUGAAUGAAAGGAUAUUGUCGUCAUUGUCCAAGAGAUCAGUGGAUGUCCAUCCUUGGCAUGAUCUUGAAACAAGUAAAGAGGCCCCUUUGUGUUCAAUGUGGUAA